AUGGGGGCCCCUAGAGGAGCGGUAAAGGAAGGGUCUACACCAACUGGACUGGGGGGCCCCCUAGGGGGGCCCCUACGGUCAGUACUUGAUGGCGGGAAUGGGGAAUUCCUAAAGCCUCUCUUUCCUGAGCUGCAAGCCCCACCAGAUGAGGCUCCGACCCAUUCAACAGAAACAUCUUCAACACAAUUCAAAGAUAUACCAGAGAUACCGGAGGAGAUGGUGUCAACCCUUGAAAAGCGAGGGAUUACCAACAUGACAAACAUUCAGGUGUCUUCUUUUAAUCCAAUUUACGAGGGUUUAGAUAUCUUAGGAAGAUCAGAGACAGGAAGCGGCAAGACAUUGGCCUUUCUUGUCCCUCUCCUGUCCCGUAUGCUGCAGCAGCAGCAGCAGCAGCAGCAGCAACCAGCAGCAGCAGCAGCAGAAGAAGAUAGUGCAGCACGACCGCGGUUGUUGAUUCUCGCACCCACAAGAGAGUUAGCUCGUCAGGUACAUGGAGAAUUAGAGGCAAUAGGGGGCCCGCUAGGGUUUACGUCUGUUUGUGUGUAUGGUGGGGUCCCGCUGCAGCAGCAAAUAAGACAGAUACGUCUCCUAUCCCGACAGCAGCAGCAGCAGCAGCAGCAGCAGCAGCACCAGCAGCAGCAGCAGCAGCAGAGGAGGAGAAAGGGUUUAGAUGCUGUUGUUGGUACACCAGGAAGAGUAAUGGAUCUUAUGGGUUUAGGUACAGAUGAAUCAAGACCUAACACUGCUAUUCUUGACAUGAGUGGCGUGCAGCACGUAGUGUUGGACGAAGCAGACGAAAUGUUGCGCUUUGGAUUUGCUGAGACAGUUGAUUUAAUUCUUUCUUCUGUAUUAACCUCUCGUUGUACACCCGAGCAGCAGCAGCAGCAGCAGCAGCAGCAGCAGCAGCAGCAAGAGCAAGAGCAGCAGCUUCUCUUAUUCUCCGCUACACAACCUAGCUGGGUAAUACAUUGUGGUGUAUCUGAGGAUAGUGACGUGUUCGUACACCGCAGCGGUCGUACAGGAAGGGCAGGAAGGGAAGGAGUAUCCUUAUUGUUGCAUACACAAGAAGAAAGAAAAAAUAUUAAAGAAUUAGAAUAUAAAUGUGGUAUCAAAUUUGAACACAAAGAACUGCCCACUAUGAAUGAUGUGCUGGAGGCUACGUCUGCAACAACUAGCCAUCAAUUAGAUGAGGUUCGUCCUUCUAUUUUAUCUUUUUUUUUAUCUUCUGCUGAUGAUUUAAUAAAAAGAGCAGAAAAAGAAAAAAUACAACAAAAAGAAUUAUUAGCAAGAGCAUUAGCUGUUGCUGCAGGAUUAAAGGAUGUACCAACCCGAUCAUUAAUAACAUGGCGAUUAGGGGAUUUAACCUUACAAAUAAAAAAAAAAAAAGAAUGGAGAUCUUAUAGACAAGUAGAGGAAUGGUUAGUUAUAUAA
Messenger RNA from Eimeria maxima, 1431 nucleotides. Its product is annotated as DEAD/DEAH box helicase, putative. The transcript has 10 exons. Bases 1 to 1431 code for a protein of 476 amino acids. Gene Ontology annotation, molecular function: ATP binding; nucleic acid binding. NCBI's taxonomy places the organism in Eukaryota, Apicomplexa, Conoidasida, Eucoccidiorida, Eimeriidae. The record is from RefSeq and is a predicted model, not a curated record.